AUGCCUUCUGCGACUGACGGUACCGUCAAGCGUCGUGCUUGCGAUGAGUGCCGAGGACGAAAGCUAGCAUGCUCCAAAGACCCUGAUGGAUGUGAGCGCUGCAAGAGAGAGAACAUGAUAUGCAACUACUCGGAGCAAAAGCCUAUGGGUCGACCCAGGAAAAGGCAGCACGUAGAAGAACAACAGACUGAACCCAACCCAAAUGCCGACCCCUUUGACGUUGGAAUACACUUCGAUUCUGGAUACAUUGAUACUGAGGCUGAACCGUACUUUACCAGUGGACUGCCUUCUCUUGAUCAAGACUCAGGUGCUGUCAACUCAUCAGACACCACGCCUGAGGAUGGACGUGCUAUUUGGAGUUUCGCUGGGAGUGCUGCAGGACCUCCCAUCAACUUUGGAGAUCUUGGCCUGGAUCCUACCAACGACUAUAUCCCAACCACCCACUCGCUACCAGGGCUCUCAGCCAACUCGAGUGCAUCAGUGACAGACAGUGAUAGCUCAAUAAAUCUGGCUGGGCCGUGCAGUUGUCUUGCAUCGAUGUAUCUUUCUCUGGCAGCUUUACAGCAGCUUCCCACUGAAAUCAUACCUGCUUUACUGGCUGUGCGUAGUGCUGCAAGAACUGCGUCCGAGAGUAUUUGGUGUCCUAAGUGCGGAUCUGUGGCUUUAGACAAUCCCAAUCCUCCAAUGGAUGCAUUUCAAAAUACCAUGCUUUUGGGAACAAUUUUACCUAUCAUAGCCAACGGAUAUCAAAAGCUAUUGGAUAUGGUUGACAGAGAAACGGAAAUAGCCACGGUAUCUGGCCAGACGAAGACUUUCAAGUUUAAUGACUACGGAGGUAUGUGUGGGAAAACGACUAACCUUGCGGACGCUUUUACCUGCUUCGAGAAGACGAUGCUCUUCGAAGCGGUAGAAAUGCCUCCUCAACAGUGGCGUACCACAGUUCGAGCUAUGCUACGUAUUGACAUCUAUGGUCACGAGCAACCCGGUUUCAAGCACAAGGGACUGAGAGAUCUGGUGUCAGAGAUGGAGUUUCGUCAAAAGACUCGCCACGAAAUGUUGGAGGCGCAUCACAGGCAUGGCCUGAUGGCUGCCGACGCUCUUCAAGGAAAGCUCUGCCCUGGUGAAAGGGUUCAUACCUGCUUGGAAGUGCUCAAGGUCGCGAAAUUCGCAAUCGAUCAACUCGUCAUUGCUUGA
This is a messenger RNA of Cadophora gregata, 1194 nucleotides long. RefSeq lists its product as uncharacterized. Gene Ontology annotation, biological process: positive regulation of transcription from RNA polymerase II promoter by galactose. The record is from RefSeq and is a predicted model, not a curated record. Lineage: Eukaryota; Fungi; Ascomycota; Leotiomycetes; Helotiales; Ploettnerulaceae. Gene Ontology annotation, cellular component: nucleus. The transcript has 2 exons. The coding region runs from base 1 to 1194 and encodes 397 amino acids. Gene Ontology annotation, molecular function: RNA polymerase II cis-regulatory region sequence-specific DNA binding; DNA-binding transcription factor activity, RNA polymerase II-specific; zinc ion binding.